CAAAGCUGGCGUCGUCUGGGAUGGAGCUGCUCUAUCUGCCGGUCGUGGGGGAAAAUAUGCAGAGGAGACACGAAGGCAAGAUCAACUUUUUCCACCCGCGUCUUUGGAAAAAGAAGAUGAAGUUGGCAAUACGGGGAUGACCCUCGUCACUCCUGAUGAUCCGGUGCAACACGCAGGGAACGACGAAGAUACUACAACCCGACGGAAGAGAAAAACAAACUACAAGACGAAAAACAAUCAACCUGAAAAUGGACAGCAAGAGCAAGAAGAAUCUAGAAGCACGGGAAGCAUGUUCCCGAUGGCGGACAUGGACCAGAGUAAUGAUGAUGAGUCGACAACUAGCUCUAGCAGAAGUAAUCAAAAGUGGACCACCUCUAGUAUGGGAACUACCUUAACCUCUGCUGCACUAGUGCCUCCCCAUGGGCAACACCAUUUUCAUUUGCAGAGCAGUUCUCGCAUCUGCCUGGUCAGUCUUCAAAGUUCUUACAGCUGCUGCACUAGUGCCUCCCCAUGGGCAACACCAUUUUCAUUUGCAGAGCAGUUCUCGCGUCUGCCUGGUCAGUCUUCAAAGUUCUUACAGCUGCGAACGACAAGACAGCAUCGGGAAUCGCAUAGAGAAGCGCGGCCAAGGAAGCGCCAGGAACCUGAGGCGAGCGAAGAUUCAUCGUCCACGAGCCAUGAUCCCCGAGUCGGACGCGGAAUCCGCCGCAGAUGAGAAGUCGUCGAAGUCCCAGAGGAGCAGCAAGAACGACAGGACAGACGGUAAGCAUUCAGCUGACGACAAAGCGGCGCCGAGAAGUGCUCGCGCGACGUCGAACACAUCCCCGACGACUGCUACACCAACCGUGUCCUGCCAACCGUUUCAACCAGAUGAAGAAGACAUCAUUGACAAUUUCCUGGGCAACACGCAUACACAAUUGCAAGCUGUACCAGAAGCGGCCAAGGAAAAACCUGUCAAGAAAGAAGCGGACGAUGCAAAAGCGGCGGAAACAACAGAGCUCAAAUUGCGGACCGAAAAAUUUUCCAAGGAGCAAGCAGCCAACACGGAAGCGCUCAAACUGGCCAACGAAGGAAAGAAAAAAGCGGCUGAGGCAGGAGCGGCCAAGAAUGACGCUUUCAGAUCGCGGAACGAAGAGUUUGCCAAGGCAGAUGCGGCCAAAAAGGAAGCGUUCAGAUUGAAAAUGAGGCAAAAGCUAAGCCCCUUGCUUGCUACCUCUCAUCAUUAUCGUCAUCAGAUUGCGGAACGAAAAAGCCGCGAAGGAAAAAAAAACCUGUGUAACCAAGAAAGAAGAGGCUCGCGUCCAUCUACUUCCCGAAACUUGUUUGGUAAGAACUAAUGAUGAUCAUGAUCUAUUUAUACACGUUUUUCUGAAAUUACAGAGAACAACAUGGCCGAAAGUGUCUCAAUAUUUCUUGCCAUUAACAUGCCUUGUAACUAUUUUUGCGCUCGGUCGGUGAUCAAUAAAUGCUUUGUUCAUGCUGUCGAUUACUACUAUGUACAUAAGAUAUGGUCGAUUUUUUUACAAGGGACUGCACGAUCAUGAUUGAUUUUUUUACAAAUGUAGCAAGCUGUAUAUACAUCAGUUGGGAACGAGAAUCAACAUCUUACAUGGAAUGCACCACAAAACUUCGUGCUGUGGCAGAUGCCUACUAAAUACAUGGGAAUAUAAUCGAGCGAUGGGGACAGACUACAAAUGGUGUGCUGAUAUUCUCUUUUGAAGGUGUAGGUUUUAACAAUCAUUCAUCAUCAGAUUCUGAAAAACUAAUUUCCAGUCGAAUGAAAGACAUGACGAAC
This is a messenger RNA of Amoebophrya sp. A25, 1795 nucleotides long. The record is from the annotation of a GenBank genome assembly. Lineage: Eukaryota; Dinophyceae; Syndiniales; Amoebophryaceae.